This is a messenger RNA of Quercus robur (English oak), 801 nucleotides long. RefSeq lists its product as uncharacterized. Lineage: Eukaryota; Viridiplantae; Streptophyta; Magnoliopsida; Fagales; Fagaceae. The record is from RefSeq and is a predicted model, not a curated record. The coding region runs from base 1 to 801 and encodes 266 amino acids. The transcript has 2 exons.
AUGGAGAAUGAGCUCCGCAACAUGAGGAAGGAGGUGGACGAACUAAAAAGUGCUAUGAAGGACAAAAGCAAAAUGACCCUAGACGAAGUGAUUUGUAGGGCAUUCCCAACAACGCUGAAGGGAGCAGCUAGAGUAUGGUUCAGCAAGAUACCCCCAAGAACCAUUGCAGACUUUGAACAACUCAACAAGGGUUUUGUUCGUCAUUUCAUUGGGGGGCAAAGGCACAAAAAGCCAACUGGCUAUCUUAUCAACAUUCAGCAAGCCAAAGGAAAAUCACUAAGACAGUAUGUCACUCAGUUCAAUAAAGAGCUGCUGCAGGUAGACGACACUAAAGAUCAAGUCAUCCUAACAACCUUCCCAGUAGGAUUGCUACCAGGAGAUUUCUUUUUAUCAAUCACUAAAAGUCCACCAAAAAUAGUAGUAGAGUUGCUAUGUAAAGCUCAAAAAUACAUGAAUGCGGAGGACGCAAUGCUCGCAAAGGAGAUGAAAGGGAAAAGGAAGAGAGAUGAAGGAACAAAUAGCAAUCGGGAUAAGAAUAAGGAGACACGAAGUGGCGGACAGACCACAGGGAAAAAGAAGGAGCUUCCAGAUAAGAAACCCAAGUUUACCAACUUUACUCCUCUAAUAAUGCCAAUUGAGCGGGUCCUUAUGCAAAUAAAAGACGAUCCUUCCUUGCAAUGGCUGAAGCCAAUUAGCACUCAUGUAGAAAGAAGGGACAAGAACAAGUACUAUAGAUUCCAACAGGACCACGAGCAUCAUACUGACGAAUGUAGGCACUUUAAAGACCAGGUGGAACUUUAA